Molecule: messenger RNA, 1474 nt
Organism: Lactuca saligna
Lineage: Eukaryota; Viridiplantae; Streptophyta; Magnoliopsida; Asterales; Asteraceae
Source: the annotation of a GenBank genome assembly
AUGGGAGCUUUGGAAUCGAUUAUUCUUGAAUGUUUUGAUGACCUCGAUCAUAUGAAGAAGAGAACCACUUUCAGAUUUAUAGCCAAGAAUUUUAUGGUUGAUUAUAGACAGAGGAAAGAGGAAGAGAGAGAAAGACUGACACAAACUUCCAGUAGAGGCCCGCAAUACCAUGUAGUAGUACAUCUCCGUAAACCACACGCUUACAUCUCCCAAUCCAUCGGCGCCGGAGGUGGUGGUGAUGAAAAAGAAGCACCCGGUGGAGCACUCACUACCACCGCCGUGUAUUAUGUCAACACCGACGAACAAUACACCACUCCGGCGAGUCCGGCUACCAUAGCUCACAGUCCUAGUGUUUACGAUUCUUUAGAAGGGUGUGAUUUGUUCUCCGGCAAAUGGGUUCACGACAACGAUUCUUAUCCUCUAUACAAAGAACAAGAAUGCCCUUAUAUUCCUGGUGAGUUUGCUUGUGGACAAUAUGGAAGAAUGGAUUCCAAGUAUCAACAAUGGAGAUGGCAACCCCAUGCUUGCAACCUUCCAAGAUUUGAUGCCAAACAAGUUCUUGAGAAGCUAAGGGGUAAACGAAUAAUGUUUGUCGGAGAUUCAGUGAAUAGGAACCAAUGGGUGUCGAUUGUUUGUAUGCUUCAAGCUGUCAUUCCUCCAGGGAGGAAGAAGAUGCACAAGAUCCAGGAAGUUAAACAAGUUCAGGAUGUCUCGUUGCUCACCUUCAAAGCAUUUGAUUAUGACGUUUCGAUUGACUUCUAUUGGGCUCCAUUGUUGGUUGAAUCUAAUGCGGAUCACCCAACAAAACAUAAAAGAACUGAUCGCGUAGUUCAUAUCCACUCGAUAGAGAAACAUGCAAAAAAUUGGGUUAAUGCAGAUGUGUUAGUUUUUAACUCAUAUCUUUGGUGGGGGACACCUACACUAAAAAUCUUGUAUGAUUCACUUGAAGAUUCUACAAAAUACAACGUAGUCACCAACCAUCGUGCCUAUAAAAUGGUUCUAAGAAUAUGGUCAAAAUGGGUGCGUACUCAUAUAAACCAUGCAAGGACUCAAUCCUACUUCAUGAGUAUGACUGCAACACACCACAAGGGCAUAGAUUGGGGCAUGCAAGACAAUGACAAUUGUUUAAAUGAGACGGAGCCAGUAACAAAAGAACACUUUUGGGAAAGUGGUUCAGAUUUAAAAAUGAUGAGAACAUUAGAGUUGACAUUAAAGAAUUUAAAAGAAAGAGGGGUUGAUGUGAAAAUGGUGAAUAUAACACAAUUGACACAAUAUAGGAAAGAUGGGCAUCCAUCUAUUCAUAGGUGUCCCAGAUAUUUGGAAUGAGCUACUCUUAGCUUAUAUUCUUCGAGGACUAAAAUAAAAUUUAUUUCUUUGGACAAAGUCGUAUAUAUAGUAAUAUGUAAACUUCAAGUAGAUUAAUUUGUUAUUGUGGUUUACUGUGAAACAUGAAUCUUAUAAAUAUAUAGUGAUC